Molecule: messenger RNA, 752 nt
Organism: Cuscuta europaea
Lineage: Eukaryota; Viridiplantae; Streptophyta; Magnoliopsida; Solanales; Convolvulaceae
Source: the annotation of a GenBank genome assembly
CUGAGCCAUACAUCACCCCGUCAUCUUUAUUUGAUGACGUGGAGCUCUUAUGCAGGCCCAUCGGCCGCACCAUCGCCCCGUCGUCUUUAUUUGACGACGUGGAGCUCUUAUGCAGGCCCCUCGGCCGUACCAUCGCCCCGUCGUCUUUAUUUGACGACGUGGAGCUCUCAUGCAGGCCCCUCGGCCGCACCAUCGCCCCGUCGUCUUUAUUUGACGACGUGGAGCUCUUAUGCAGGCCCCUCGGCCGCACCAUCGCCCCGUCGUCUUUAUUUGACGACGUGGAGCUCUUAUGCAGGCCCCUCGGCCGCACCAUCGCCCCGUCGUCUUUAUUUGACGACGUGGAGCUCUUAUACAGGCCCCUCGGCCGCACCAUCGCCUCGUCGUCUUUAUUUGACGACGUGGAGCUCUUAUGCAGGCCCCUCGGCCACACCAUCGCCUCGUCGUCUUUAUUUGACGACGUGGAGCUCUUAUGCAGGCCCCUCGGCCGCACACAUCGCCCAAUCGUCUUUAUUUGACGACGUGGAGCUCUAUGCAGGUCCCUCGGCCAUACAUCGCCUCGUCGUCCUUAUGCGACAACGUGGAGCUCUCGUACAGGCCUCUCGGCCCAUCGGCCUUACGUUCUGGUCAUCUUUAUUUGAUGAACCAGACAUCAUAUUGUGGACGGUCGCUCGACCCAUCCCUUAGUCAUCUUUAUUUGAUGACUAGGACUACUGAUCAUGAUGAGCUACCCACAUCUAGAGAUCGGCCUCGAC